Molecule: messenger RNA, 1768 nt
Organism: Daucus carota subsp. sativus
Lineage: Eukaryota; Viridiplantae; Streptophyta; Magnoliopsida; Apiales; Apiaceae
Product: stemmadenine O-acetyltransferase
Exons: 2
Coding region: 274-1596 (440 amino acids)
Source: RefSeq, a predicted model, not a curated record
AAAGGGUCCUAACAAGCAUUUUAGCAGGAAAAACACGAUUUCAUCGACGAUGCCAAAGAAAGGUUAAUGAAUUAGUUUUUGUUUCGAGUAAUAGUAUGGACGGUGGCCCUCAGACUCUAAAAUACGGAAAAAGAAGGGUGACAGCAAAAUCUAGGGAGGGGCUGCUUGAAAGCGAAGUAGAUUUCAUCUUAAACACUGUCAGUGUUUAGGAUAUCUAUAUAUAAACUAUGCUUUACAGCUUAGUAAUAACGAGCAGAUCAAGCAUAUACUACAAUGGAAGAAGCAAGUUACAUGGAGGAAAUGGUUGUUCAAAUUGUUUCAAAGGAGAACAUUUUACCAGCUGCUUCAACACCAGACUCCUUGAAAGAAUUCAAACUUUCUGUUCUUGAUCAAACUCAAGUUAAGCUUUAUGUUCCAUUGACGUUGUUUUAUCAUAACAACAACACUAGCGAUCUCGAUUCUGUAAUUUCAGAUAAAUCAAAACGUCUGAAGCAAUCAUUGUCAGAAACCCUAACCCGAUUUUACCCUUUUGCUGGAAAGGUUCGAGAUGAUUUUUACAUUGAUUGUAAUGAUGAAGGAGUUCACUACAUCGUGACACGAGUAAAUGUCAGUCUCCCGGAUUUCCUGAGUAAAUCUCCAGGAGAUGAAAUGAUCAAACGUUUAAUUCCAGCGAAGGCCAGAGAAUCGCCUCUAGGAAAUUAUGUUCUGAUAAUUCAAGUGAACAUAUUCAGUUGUGGUGGAAUUGCACUGUGUACUUGCAUUUCCCACAAAAUUUUGGAUGGAAGUACUUACGCGUUGUUCUUAAAAGAUUGGACAGCUGCAGCCAGAGGAUCUUCUUCGGAAAUUGUACAUCCAAGCUUCACUGGACCAUCAUUGUUUCCUCAAAUUCCAUCUCUAUUGUACAAGUGUCCUAUUGACUUCAGUAAAAUUAACUUUCCUUCCCAGAGGUUCGUCUUUAGUGGUCCGAAGUUAGCAGCUCUAAAGGCCGAAACCAAGGUCUUAACAUCAGAAUGUGUCCCAUCUCGAUUUGAAGUUGUAGCAGCCUUGUUAUGGAAAUGUGUUGCUAAAGCUGCUUCCAAAUCAUACGAAAACUCUCUGGGAAAGCCUUUUAACUUGGGGGUGAUCAUCAAUCUUCGCGGAAAGAACUGUGUACCAAAAAACUCUGUAGGAAAUCUUGUUUGGCUUGGUUUAGCACAAUGCAAGCUUUCCCAUGAACUAGAUCAUACGACAUUGGUCAAUCAAAUAAAAAAGUGCAAGGCACAAAUCAAUGACGACUUUGUGGAGGCUUUAAAGGGAGACGAUGGAACUCCAACUUUCGUUAAAAUUGCAGAAAUGAUAACCUCUGAGGAAACAUCUUUCUCUGUUUGGAUCACGAGCAUGUGUAACAUGAGUCUCUAUGAGCUUGAUUUCGGAUGGGGAAAACCGGCCUGGUUCUAUUUUUGCAAUUUAUAUUUCACGAAUUUCAUCUCCUUAUGUGAUACGGGAACAGGUGGUGGGAUCGAAGCAGUAGUUUCAUUACGCGAAGAAGAAAUGGCAGUGUUUGAGAAUGAUCCGGAGUUGCUUGCUUACGCUUCAGUAAACCCUGCGCUUCUAUGAGGUUUAAUAACUUGGUAUUUGGUAGUUCCGAUGUUCCAUUGAAACGGUGUUUCGUUUAUUAAUAAGGAGUAUAGAUACUGUGUUAUCCUACUUAGAACAAAGAACAGAUGAUCCAGCUUAGUAUGCAGUGAUCAGCGCUGAGUAUGUAAUAAAACAAUCUAUUUCUAAACAA